Molecule: messenger RNA, 480 nt
Organism: Trypanosoma rangeli
Lineage: Eukaryota; Euglenozoa; Kinetoplastea; Trypanosomatida; Trypanosomatidae
Product: oxidoreductase-like protein
Exons: 1
Coding region: 1-480 (159 amino acids)
Source: RefSeq, a predicted model, not a curated record
AUGCUGCAUGCCGUGAACUUUCAAAUGGCCAAGGCCGUUGUUGGGCGGGUUGUGAAGAGGAACGACAAGAGUGCCAUUGUUGCCUUUUCUGGGGAACUCACCUUUGAGAUAGAUGGUGGGGGGGAGGGGGUGCGGAGUGUGACAGGGUUUCUCUCUACUGCACCCUCAGCGGUGCCCCAGAGGCAGACUUUACAGUGUCGGGGACUGCGGGAGUUAUUGAGUCGCCAAACAGUUAGGGCCCUCUCAUGGCAUUCUCUGGGUGCGCCGGUUUUAAGCUUGUGGAGGCGCGGAUGGUGGUGUCUGGCACUGAACUUACCGUCACGCGUGAGGAGCACAUCAUCAAGGUGCCGGAGUAAGACGGCUUCUUCCAGGAAACGCAGAUGUGGCGCGACGUCGACACCGCUUUGUCCAGAAACAGUGAUGAAGAAUUUGUCGCCUUCGUCGCGGCGGUGCGAAAGUGGAGCUGUAUGGCGUGGAUGA